CACUCCGAAUUAAAACUUUUUGCAUGCUGCGCUUUUUUCCUAAUAUGAAUAAUAUAAAUUUACAAAACAUACAGACAGAGCUGCAGCGUAUGCCGGCAGCGCUGCAAAAACACAUACAAACCUGGAAGGAGACGCUGCAGCGCAGCUCAAUAGAAAUGCAGCUAAUUUCGGAGCUGUGGUGUAAAAUCCUUGAGCACGAGGCUUUGCUAAUUAAUGCCAAAACAUUUCGUCAGAUGCGUAGCAAGGAACAGCGCAUGAGCACGCUAUUUAGAAGCCUGGACAAGAAGCAAGUGGUCAUGCAACAAUUGCUGACUGUGCUGCAAAGCUGCAAGCUGCAAGUGGACAGCAUGCGUCGGCGCGUGCGCCAGUGGGUGCAAGAUGAUGCUAUAAAGACAGGUUACAUAGUUUGGGAAUUGACAGCGUCCAUGUUCUUGGAGUUCUUAGAAUUCUUUACGCUGCGCUUUGACUACGAGUGGGAGAUUAAGGAAAUGGUAGUGCUUGAGCUUAGACGCAUUAACAGUCACUAUGAUUUGGAUAUUUUAUUCUUGGCCUGGUCUGAGCAGCGUCAUGCCGGUGGCUCGGACUUUGACCAGCAACUGAAGGACUUUUACAAAUCCGUUGGUGUACGUCCUUGUCGCGCUGUUAGAAACCCCAUUUAUAAUGAAGAUUACAACACAGAGUUUCAUUGAAAUUGUUUUGUUAGUUUUAUUGGAAAAAUUGUCUUUUGUUUUUAUUUUCAUUUUGUCUGCUUGCCAAAAAGCCUUUAAUGAAUGUUCAAACGGAAAAUUAAAAACGAAAAGUUUUGUUUGUUAAGCAUUUAAAAUUUGACUUUGCCUCAGUUUUACUUUUACUAUUUUGAGUUUUCUCUUGGUAGCAAAACAAAACUUAAUUGUAAUUUUUCCUACAACAACAUUUUGUUUUUGCCCAU
Molecule: messenger RNA, 928 nt
Organism: Drosophila busckii
Lineage: Eukaryota; Metazoa; Arthropoda; Insecta; Diptera; Drosophilidae
Exons: 2
Coding region: 24-689 (221 amino acids)
Source: RefSeq, a predicted model, not a curated record